AUGUACCGCGCCCGACAGAACAUUACCGUGGGCAUCAGCGCCAGGGCUCGGCCGCCGCCGCCGCCCUCUGAUGCCGCCGCGCAGAUGCGCGCCCUCAAUUGUCGAAUAUCAUCGAAAGUCUUUGGUGGUGAUGCUGAUGAUGAGGAGGAGUAUGAGGAUGGCAAUGGUGGUGUUGGUGAUGAGGAGGAUGAGGGUGGUGUUGUAGAUGAGGGUGGUGAUGGUUAUGUUGAUGAGGGGAGUGAGGUUGGUGAUAGUGACGGUGAUGAGUGGGAUGAGGAUGGUGAUGAGGAGGAUGAGGCUGGUGAUAGUUACACUGAUGAGGAGCAAGAGGAUGGUGAUGGUGACUGUGAUGAGGGUGGUGAUGGUUAUGUUGAUGAGGGGAGUGAGGUUGGUGAUAGUGACGGUGAUGAGUGGGAUGAGGAUGGUGAUGAGGAGGAUGAGGCUGGUGAUAGUUACACUGAUGAGGAGCAAGAGGAUGGUGAUGGUGACUGUGAUGAGGGUGGUGAUGGUUAUGUUGAUGAGGAGAGUGAGGUUGGUGAUAGUGACGGUGAUGAGUGGGAUGAGGAUGGUGAUGAGGAGGAUGAGGCUGGUGAUAGUUACACUGAUGAGGAGCAUUAG
Schistocerca serialis cubense is the source of this 618-nucleotide messenger RNA. RefSeq names its product prostatic spermine-binding protein-like. The transcript has 4 exons. The coding region runs from base 1 to 618 and encodes 205 amino acids. The record is from RefSeq and is a predicted model, not a curated record. NCBI's taxonomy places the organism in Eukaryota, Metazoa, Arthropoda, Insecta, Orthoptera, Acrididae.